UCCCAUUCUCCUGAAUUCGUGUUUUUUUUUUCUGUUGACCGCUGUAUUCCAUCGGGCGCUAUACGAGCAAACUCUGCCCCGCGCAUUGAGCGGGCAAUGGCGGCGGCCGAGGGCGCACCGCAGUUUCGCGAGUUCCAGUGGCUGCCAGAGACCGCCAAGUCGCUCAUCGCCGCGUCGCUCACUCCCAAAGAUGCUGUCUCCUUUGCGCUCACCUGCAAGGACCUCCGCGCCAUAGCGCGCCCUUUCAUCGCCCGCGAGUUCGCCUGCAAGGCGUGCGGCGCCCGCCUCUUCUCCCCGCGUGUCCUCAUCCCCUGCACCACCCGCCCCCCUCCUCUCCUCUCCGCUCCCUCAUCCGCUCCGCCAUCCGCCCCUCCCCGCCCGCGCAACGUUCCGCCUCCCCGCCUUCGCGCGUCCGCCGGGCCUACCAGCGUCGCGGGCGUCUCAUUGCGCAGCAGCAGCAACCGCGCAUCUCCCGCCGCCCUCUCGUCUCCAUCUGACGGCUGCGCAGCGCCGCCAACAAGCGCGCCGUGGGUGCCGCCGCUGCUGCUGCUAGACGACGGCGCGGCGGCGUGCGUGCAGGGGGAGGAGGUAGGGGAGAGGGAGGGGGAGUGGUCGAUACGCGCUGUGCAUUCCAACGUGCCCUUCAUCGCCGUGCCGCGCUUCUCGGGGCGGGCAUGCGCGCACCUGAUGGACGCCAGCACUCUGCACUGUGUGCGCUGCCGCCUCUUCCUCGGCAUCCAAGUCCGCACCGUCUUCCCCCGCCUCGCCGCGUCCCCCUCCUCACCCCCAUCCGCCUCCCCCCCUCCCUCACUCGCGAUCGCCUCCCCCUCCUCUCCCCUUCCUCCUCCGGCUCAACCUUCUCCUCGCGCGUCCUCCCCCCCCCAUCCUCCCCUAGUGCCCCCACUGCCGCGCUCGUCCUUGCAGCCCCUCCACCCGCCAGACCUGCUCCGCCUCCCCCGCUCGCCGAUCCUGUUGCCACAGCAGGAGCACUUGUAGUAGGUGACAGAGCGGCAUGGGUUGGUGGGCAGCAGCAGGGCCUAUACGCAGCGGAGGCGAAGAUGUUCCUGGUUCGCAAGUACCUCGACCUGGUGCGACCCAGCAGGUUCUCGGGACUACCGGGAGCAGCAGCACUGCUACCAGUACCAAUGCAAGCAGCAGCACCGUCAGCAGCAGCAGCUGCAGCGGUGGCGGCAGUGGGAGGGGUGCAGGGGCGUGUGCACGUGUAUGCAGACGGGUUAUCAGGCGAGGGGGAUGGCAGGCAGGUGGUGCUGUGCUCUGGGCGCAGGGGGCAUGUGGGUGGGGGCACGGGGGGCAAGAUGCCGUGCCUCAACCCGCUGUUCCAGUCACACCAGGUGCUGAGCGCUCGGCACUGCUGGGACGCAGGCAGUGGCACGGAGAUAGCAGUCUACUGCAACGCGCUGCACGCAGGUGCCUUCCUGCUCUCCAAGCCGCGCACCGAGGAGCUCGCACAGGGCGCCAUGGAGGUCGCUGACGUGGCAUGUGCCAGGUGUCGCGCGUCCAUUGGGUGGAAGUUCUGCUCGCUUGGGGGGCAUGGCACGGACCUGAGGAACCUGAACCAGGUGGGCAGGUUUGGCAUCGUGCUGUCAUCCAUCCACCGAGGCAAGGAGUUUCUCCCGGCUUGGCGGGCAGCUUCGGUGUGGGAGGACUCAGAGGAGGACGGGGAUGAGGAGGAAGAGGAAGAUGUUGAUGAAGAGGAGGAAGAAGGGGAGGAGAAUGCUGGUGAGGUGGGUGAGGGGGGAAGAGGUGAUGUGAUGGAGGAAGGGCUGGCUGAAGGAGGCAGCAGUGCGACAAGUAGCAGCGGAACCAGCAGUGCCAGCGGUGGUAGCAGCAGCAGCAGCAGCAGCAGCAGCAGCAGUGGCAAUGGUGCAGGCAUAGGGAUGCGCAGGGGCGAGAGGAGUGGGAGGAGUGUGUGGAGUGUGCGAGCACUGUCGCGCAUCUGCCGUUACCACCCAGCGGAAUAGUUGCUCCACGCUCCAUGCUCCACACUCCACACUCCACGCUCCAUGCUCCGUGCUCCAUGCUCCAUGCUCCAUGCUCCGUGCUCCGUGCUCCGUGCACUGGCAGCCACUGUGCACAUCAGGGCGUGAAUGGGUACUCCAUCCAAGGGUCUCUCUUGGCUGCAGUGUGUACAUACCGUAAUCUCCCGGCAUAAUUACCCCCCCGAAAAAGGGACUCUGGGUCUUUUUUCCGGACCAUGGGUCUUAACAUUGUAAAGGGAUUGUGAGGACCCGCUGUUUGGGGUAAAUCAUUUAAGGACCCCCCCCCCCCCCCCCCUUCAGUUUUAAGUGGUUUUCCUGGCAGUUUUUGCUCAAUUUCAAAAUGUGUCAUGCACUACAAAGUCAACUUCCACA
Messenger RNA from Closterium sp. NIES-67, 2372 nucleotides. NCBI's taxonomy places the organism in Eukaryota, Viridiplantae, Streptophyta, Zygnematophyceae, Desmidiales, Closteriaceae. The record is from the annotation of a GenBank genome assembly.